This is a messenger RNA of Syngnathoides biaculeatus (alligator pipefish), 1430 nucleotides long. RefSeq names its product leucine rich repeat containing 51 (gene lrrc51). The coding region runs from base 46 to 579 and encodes 177 amino acids. The transcript is spliced from 5 exons. NCBI's taxonomy places the organism in Eukaryota, Metazoa, Chordata, Actinopteri, Syngnathiformes, Syngnathidae. Gene Ontology annotation, molecular function: protein binding. The record is from RefSeq and is a predicted model, not a curated record.
GCAAAAUCGACAUCUGACAACUUGCGUUGAUUUUUAUUCAAUGUGAUGACGAUGUCCGGGGCUCCUGUGGAUUUAUCUUUCAAAGCCAUCAGCAACUUGGCAGAUGCACAGUCCGAAGAACCAAACAGCGGUCUGCGGCCUUUAAAGAGGAAUUCGGUCGGCAAGUUUCUGAGUGGCUCCCUGCGUCUUAAUAACAACCAUAUUAGUACGCCCUUGUGCGACCUUCACGGAACCAUCCGCCACUUUCUGGCGGAACCGUCGCUGCUCUCCUGGCUGGACCUUUCUUUUAACCACAUCACGAAAAUAGACAAAGUUUUAUGUGAGCUGCCCCAACUGCGGGUGUUGUAUCUCCAUGGUAACCGUAUUUUUACUCUGUCAGAGGUAGACAAGCUACAACGUCUGUCAUGUCUACACACCAUCACUCUACACGGAAAUGUCAUUGAAGCAAACAAGUCCUACAGGAGCCACGUGAUAGCAGCUUUGCCUCGGUUAAAGACGAUGGACUUCAGUGUUGUGACCCCUCGGGAGCGAGCCUUGGCCCAGAUCUGGCACCAGUCGCAUCCCAAGCAAAAGAAAUGAGGAAAUAAUGACUUUCAUCUAACUCGCGACAUAUUCAAAUGAUUUCAUAAGACCUUUAUUAAAAAGGUGCGCAUGGUUCAUUUAUAAAUAUUUAUUUUCUGUUCAAAAAUCCCAAAGUGGCAUUUUUAUUUCCCGUGCAGUUUUCUGAAAAAGUCAAUCAAACACAAUUGCUUUUGAAAUAUUUUAAUGAAUUAAUAAAUGGACAAAAAAAAAAGUCAAUUUUUUUGGGGGGUACUAGGCUAAAGAUAUUACAAAUACAUUUCAGGUAGUAUUACACAUCCGUGAAACAAAAGAAAAGCUGGAAAAAAAAAUGCCGAGAUCCCUUUUGAGCACCUCACUGUGCUCCCCGCUGAUUUUCUUGCGCCCUUGUUUCAAAACGCAAAAAUAAAUAAUCGCAAAAACAAAAACAAAAAAAAAUCUCUUUGAUCCUUUGAUCUGUUGCGGUACAAACAGAUUGUUAACGCUCCCCCCCCCCCCCGGCACUGCUACACCUGGGUUAGUUUUUGAUUAAUAACGAACAAAAUCAUAUUACAAUCGGCGGCGCAAAGGUUUGCUUGAAAGCCGACGAACGGAGCCCUCGAGCGUUGUCCGGUUUCAUAAAAAUGGUCGUCGUCACCCCGCGUCGCAGCCAAUUGUUGACUUCCUACAAUCAUCAUCAGCUUUAGAAUUAGCCUGAAAGUGCUGUACAAAGGCAAAAAAAUACAUAUCUGUAGACCCCCCCCCCCCCGCCCUCCCAUAGGCCUCCAGUGCUGUAAAGGAUUUCAAUCCGUGUCCAACUUCACUUCACUGAAGCCUUUUGCAUCCUCAACAGUGUAAACCGACAAAACAAUGGCCUGUGACUUACUCUCAAU